AAAAAUGUGACAACAAAAUCUAUAGAGGUCGGUUGUUGCCCUAAUUCGCUCUUCGAAUUUUCUUAAACCCUAGCCAACCCCAUCAGCCAUCAGCCAUCUUCAUUUCAUUCACAAUUUCUCUUGGAGCAGCUCUGUGUUAGUUGAUUCGUGCUUAAGGACGAUGAUGAGUGCAAUUCUUCUACGGAGAUCCGCUGCCUUAGCGGCCUCCAGAGGUAGAAUCAAUUCCACUUUGUUUGCCCCAAUCGCGAACUUCUUAGCGUCUCCAGUGGUUAUUAAUGGCGGCGUUGUACCUGCUGCUGAGUUUGGACAUUUAUCUAGUAUUGGGGUGACGGAGAGGCCUCUGGGUUUUGGUUUUCAAUCGAAGGGAUUUCAUGCGACGUCUGGGCCGUUGAAUUUCAAGGCGUCGUUGGUUUCCCAGGCGGAGUUUGCGGUGGAGGAGUAUGAUGACGGUAGCAGUAGUAGAAGUGGGAAGGACUCGAGAUUCAAAGCUGGGAUUGCGCGGGAGAUUGUCUCUGCUUUGGAGAAAAAGGGUAUAACGAAGCUCUUCCCGAUUCAGAGGGCCGUGCUAGAACCAGCAAUGCAAGGGCGUGAUAUGAUUGGUCGUGCUAGAACUGGAACAGGAAAAACGCUUGCUUUUGGAAUUCCCAUCUUGGAUAAAAUCAUUCAGUUCAAUGCGAAGAAUGGAAGAGGAAGGAACCCGUUAGCCCUGGUUCUAGCUCCAACAAGGGAACUUGCUCGGCAGGUUGAAAAGGAGUUUGAAGAGGCUGCUCCUAGCCUGGACAUGAUCUGUGUUUAUGGGGGGACACCAAUUUCACGCCAAAUGAGGCAGCUUGACUAUGGUGUUGAUAUCGCUGUUGGCACACCUGGUCGCUUGAUUGAUCUUCUCAAUAGGGGUUCUCUAAAUUUAUCAGAAGUCAAGUUUGUUGUUCUUGAUGAAGCAGACCAGAUGCUUCAAGUAGGCUUUCAAGAGGACGUUGAGAAGAUCUUGGAGAGGUUGCCUCAGAAACGUCAGAGUAUGAUGUUCUCUGCAACAAUGCCAUCUUGGAUCAGAAAACUAUCCCAAAAUUACCUAACCAAUCCAUUAACAAUUGAUCUUGUUGGAGAUUCUGAUCAGAAAUUGGCAGACGGAAUUAGCUUAUUUUCAAUUGUUUCAGACAUGUAUGGAAAAGCAUCAAUAAUUGGACCUCUGAUAACAGAACAUGCAAAAGGAGGGAAGUGUAUUGUUUUCACUCAAACUAAACGUGAUGCUGAUAGAUUAGCCUAUGCAAUGGCAAGGAACUUCAGAUGUGAAGCUUUGCAUGGAGAUAUCUCACAGAGUCAGAGAGAAAGAACUCUUUCUGGUUUUAGAGAGGGACAUUUCAACGUUCUAGUUGCAACUGAUGUUGCAGCAAGGGGUCUCGACAUACCUAAUGUUGAUCUUGUAAUACAUUUUGAGCUUCCAAACAACACAGAAAUAUUUGUCCAUAGAUCAGGCCGUACAGGUCGUGCUGGUAAGAGAGGUAGUGCUAUUCUUAUUUACACAGAGGAUCAAUCAAGGGCUGUAAGAAUGAUUGAGCGUGAAGUGGGAUGCAGAUUUAAUGAGCUUCCAAGGAUUACUGUUGAGGCUGGCGCUCAUGUGGAUAUGUUCAGUGGAGGUGGUGGUGGUCAAUUUGGCACUUUUGGAGCAUUUAGAGAUCGUCGAAUGAGUGAUUCAGGUCGUUUUGGCAGCCAAAGAGGUCCAAAUUUCAGUCGUUCAGGAGGUUAUGGAAGUUCUGGUUUUGGCCGAUCUAUGGGUAGAAAUAGUGGACCUAACUCUGGGAAUUUCGGUUCAUUUGGUCGCAACUCAAACAAUGAGGGAAGUUUUGGUGGUUCUGGUUCUGGACGUUCGGGUGGGUUUGGAGAUUUUGGUAGUUCAAACCGUUCGGGUGGGUUUGGAGAUUUUGGUAGUUCAAACCGUUCUGGCAGGUUUGGAGAUUUUGGUUCAGGUCGUAGUUCAGGAUUUGGUGACAAUUCUAGAAACUCUGGCUUAUUUGGUGACAAUAUGGAUGCAAAUCAGAGCUAUGAGAGAAGGCAAUUUUAAACUAAAAUGGUGAGCGAUGUUCUUUACUAGAAAUUUGAAAUUCGUAAUGGCUGGUUUCCAGAUUUUCAACCUCAAGAGGGUGACACCAUGUUAAGGAGAUAAGGGUUCUUUUUCAGAAUAAGUUCAGAUGUUCUUGUAGAUUUGGUGACAAUCUGCUUUUAUGCAGGGGACAGCAUGGGGAAAUAAUUGCCUUGGAUUCAUGAAGAAUUUUUUUCAUAAGCAAGAUGACAUGUAUCAGGGAUUUUGAAGUAGGGCCAUGACCAUGUGCAACGAAUGCCACAAUUUCUUAUAUUUUCUAUUGAGAUUUCAAAUAUUUUUGCAGUUAAUACAAAUGUUGUAUUCACUUUGAUGGUGAAUUAUCCUCGAGAUUUUAGGAAUCAUCCUGUAAUAUAUGGUCUCGUGUAUAAAUCGUAUUAGGCAUAUCAUCAUUGUGUUGUAUUUUACCCUUUAAGAGGGUUUUUUCCCGUCUUGCUCAUCAUUUCUAAAUCUAUUGUAGAGGGGUUACAUUUGAAUCCAUAACAAAAAUGUUGUAA
Benincasa hispida (wax gourd) is the source of this 2592-nucleotide messenger RNA. RefSeq names its product DEAD-box ATP-dependent RNA helicase 53, mitochondrial-like. NCBI's taxonomy places the organism in Eukaryota, Viridiplantae, Streptophyta, Magnoliopsida, Cucurbitales, Cucurbitaceae. Gene Ontology annotation, cellular component: cytosol. Gene Ontology annotation, molecular function: ATP binding; nucleic acid binding; RNA helicase activity. The record is from RefSeq and is a predicted model, not a curated record.